Helicoverpa zea (corn earworm) is the source of this 5234-nucleotide messenger RNA. RefSeq names its product microprocessor complex subunit DGCR8 (gene pasha). The record is from RefSeq and is a predicted model, not a curated record. Gene Ontology annotation, molecular function: identical protein binding; primary miRNA binding; double-stranded RNA binding. NCBI's taxonomy places the organism in Eukaryota, Metazoa, Arthropoda, Insecta, Lepidoptera, Noctuidae. Bases 1281 to 3503 code for a protein of 740 amino acids. The transcript has 10 exons. Gene Ontology annotation, biological process: primary miRNA processing. Gene Ontology annotation, cellular component: microprocessor complex.
AAUCAAGUUGGAAAACGCUGGGGUGGCUGUGAAAUCGCUCAAUAAAUAAAUCAUAUUUUCAAGCCAAAUCUAUGUACAAAAUAUUGUUUCGUUAUUUGUUUUAGUAGAAUUUAAGUUGAGCACUCUCAGACAUUGGCAAAAUCUUUUAUUUUAGGCGAAAUUAUUCCUUACAUUUUGUUUUGAGUGCAUGACUGGUCACGUAAGUAAAAUAUUUUCUUGCACGCUUGCAAAACGGUCAGAUUUCUACGAAUUUGAUAUCUACAAAGCGCUGAUUACUCGGAAUUCGUAGUUCACUGAGUCAACAGUGCUUGGCAUCACCAGAAAGUGUAACACAGUUAUCCGAUUUGACCUUUUUGCUAGUCCGAAGUGUCAAGUUGUCUUUGCAGAGAACACAGGAAUAGAUUAGCGGCGCCGCCCGAGGUGGCAUCCUGCGGGUGUAUAUUAGCGGUUUUGCUACAGACUAGCCUCUGUAUAAAGGUUCAGAGCCGCUAGUCUGUCGCAACUCUGCACAUCUUCGUUGCCGUAGCGCACGCCUUACACGCGGUCACAGACUUAACGAAAGUUUACAUCGAGCGAUGGUUGGAAUCCAACUGUUGUUGCACAUUGGAUUUUAAGUGCCAUCGCUAGUUGUGGACGAUCUUUCAACAACUUUUGGGCUUUAUAUUGUGUGAAUAACCUCAAAGGUAAAGCCUUCAGGUGUUUGUUGACUCUCUUGUUGCUAAAAUACUGUAAUGAGUAAUCUGAUACUUUCCCUGUUCAAGAGCUCAAAUGUAUGACAGAUCAACAACAAAGCUUUGUCCUAGAGUAAAUAUGAAAUCAAUAAGUUGUUUGUGUCAUGAAUGGUAAUAAUUGUGCAGCAUUAGCAUUUUGUUUCAGUCAGUAAGUAUAUCUGGCAGCACGGUCAUCAGUCACUCACAGUAUUUGCAGCAAUAACUAGUUUAUUUUUAAAUGACUAUCACUUAUUCAGUAUUUACAGUAAUUUAGUAUUAGUGCUAUCUCUUUUGUGAUAAAAGUGGUCUGAUUUAUGAGUUAAGCCAGGAGACAAUUUUUGAUUAAAAAGUUUGAAUACAUUAACAUUGUUAUAAUUUUAUUUAUAAGCUUAUUAUGUGACAUAGACAUAUUAUAUACCUUGUUUAUUCAAUGGAAUUUAUCAAAAGAAUAAUGGUCCAAAAUAAUCAUUUCAUAUUACUUUACAUAUUGUUUGUUUUACAAACCGACCUGGCUUCACUCAUUGGUACAGCAUAAGCAUUUUAAGCUAACAAAUAUUUUUAGACAAUAAAAUGAGUGAAGAAGCUCAUUCAGAGGUCCGAGAAGUGCAAGAGAUACCGCCUGCUAAGAAACAGAAGCUCAAUGAUGAGCAACCAACUAGCAGUAAUACUGGAGAAGCGGAAGUUGACUCUAUACAGGAUACAGCCGAUGAUAAGUUUGGUAGUGAGGACAGUUACGGGAACUUUGUGACACCAGAAGAGCUGGAACGGUUGAAGGAGUUCAAGGUGCUGGACGAAGUCAAGUCUAAUGAUGAAGACAGCAAUGAUGAGGAAUCUGACAGCUCUGACGGUCUGCCCGAGGAGGAAAUUGAAAAGAUGCUGGAGGAAGACCUUCCAGAGGACUUCAAGGGAGCUCCAAAGCAGAAGGAGAAAGCCUACAUCACUAGACAAAAGAUUGUAUUAGAAGAGAAGGGUGUCAAUCACUUCGAGGUGCUGCCGCUGGACUGGACGAUGGUGCGUCACGUGAGUGGCAUGCCGGUGUACAUGCAUCGAGCCACGCGCGUCUGCACGCUCUCCAAGCCAUACUUCCUCGGCAAAGGCAACACCAGGAGACACGAGAUACCAAUAAGUGCAAUCCCCUGCUACGCGUACCGGCGCGCUCUCGAAGAAGAGGAGAAACAGAAGGAGAUCGACAAGAAGAUUGCAGAACAGAUCCGCGCGGGCACCUGGGUGAACACGCAGCCUAAGACAGAGAACAAUGACAAUAGCCAGGACAGCAUGGACCACAGCCAGCCCAGCAUGGACAGCACCCAGCCCAGUGACGUCACUGAACCAGCUCCUUCUUGCGAGGUCACCGUCAAAGACGAAACUAAUGUCAAACAAGAAGUACAGUGCCCCUACAUGAACGGACACGCUAGCUUAGAAAAUAUGACAUAUGAAAACCUUAAUAAUGGUGAAGCAACUGCAGAUAGUAAUGAAGUUUUACCUGUAGAAAAGACUGAAGAAAUCGCUGAAGAAAAUCCUGACACAGCUAGCAAGGAAACUGAAGAAUCUGUGGACCAGAAACCCGAUGUAUCAGUUGAUAGUGAAAUGGCGGGGCCAAGUGGAGAGGGAACUAGUCAUGAAUCGACUAGUAAUGGAGAUGUGGAAGUUCCACUGAACAGACAGCCUGUAGUUCUCCCGGGAGGUAUUGUGAUGCCUCCUCCCAGGGUUGAGACGAUAAACACCAGUUGGAAGACUCAGCACUUAACUGCCGAACAAAUCAACGAUUACUGCAAGAAGCUGUUUAAGUUCAAGACUGUUUAUAUCAUGCAUUUUAAACGCUGGGCGGACCGGCGCAAGUACACGAAGGCCCGCAAGACGCUGCAGUACCCCACGCUGCCCGAGGGCACCAAGCUCAUCACCAUCCCUGCGCAGCCUGCCGCCAGCACCGACGAUAACAACGCGGCCGGCAAGGCGAGCAAGCGCGACUGGGUGAUGAACAUGAACGGGCGCAGCUACCUGUCCGUCUUCCACGAGUACGUGCGCCGGGCGCUGCAGAAGCAGCCCGUCUACGAGUUCCGGCAACUCGAGAACGCAGCGACCCCGUACCAGGCGACGGUGUACAUCGGCGGCAUGCAGUACGGCGUGGGCCACGGCUCCAGCAAGCGCCAGGCCAAGUCCGCCGCCGCCCGCAGCUCCAUACACAUCCUCAUCCCCGAGAUGCGCGACCAGCUCGAGCCCACGGCCCAGCCCGACCCCGAGCCCGACUUCACGUUCUUCGAUUACGUGGGCAUCGAAGACCCGCGCAUCACGGAGUUCUGUGCAGCCACCUUCGAGCCAUCCCCCCACGCCAUCCUCCGCACCUGCCUGCUGAGGAACUUCGGCGCUGGAGACCGACACAUACAUACUGAGAUGAAGAAGCUGGAGUAUCAGAAGAUCGAGCUGACGAUGAAGGUAGGCAAGCACACCGCCACCGUCGUCAGCAAGAACAAGAAGACCGCCAAGCAGCGAGCCUCGCAGGCUAUACUACAGGCGUUACACCCCCACGUUCGAUCCUGGGGCUCUCUCCUCCGCCUCUACGGCUCCCGCUCCGUUAAAAGCUGCAAGGAGAAGAAACUAGAAGAACAGCAGAUCACCCUCCUGCAAGACAAGGCACGACACAACGAACCGAACUACGCAGUACUGGAUAAACUGCGCAACGAGAUGCGCAAACUGCGCGAACGAGACGAAGCCGUCGUGCCGAUCGGUACCUUACUAGUACAUGAUGAUCUGCCCACACAUUCGGGCUCUAACUUGAACAAUGUCGAUUUGUAAUUGUUUCGGCCAGUACCGAAAAGGUUUUAAGUCUUGAUGAAUUUGUUGUACGAUUUGGCCCCCAGUUAACUGGCAAGAUAGACAUAUUUUUUCUUAAAACAACUGUUUACUUUGAAAAUUCAUUAUUAACAGUUGUUUUGAGAAAACGGAUUAACUGCCGUUUAUAUUGUUGGUGAAUUCGGGCCUCAAGUUUAGUAAAAUACCGUAAAAAAGUUGUAGAAUGUUAAUGCAUUACUUGGGAGUCUCUUGUGAUAUACCUGGCCUGUAUGUUGACCUGCUUAUGAAUUCUGUAUUUUUUUACCUUUAAGGAUUGUAUUAUCUGAAUAAAAUAUUGAUUGAUUAAGUCAAUCUACAUGGAGCAGAAAUAACAUCAAAAGACAAGUAGAUCAAUAAGCGUAGUUCAAUAGGCUCCUAUAAUUUAAACCAGCAUACAUUAGAGUAAUAGGAUAGCGGCGUUAGGAUAGAUAAGUUUUAAUCUGUACUUACGAAUGCUUUACCUUUGACUAUGUCAGAUAAUGUGAUUUACAACGUGGUAUAACUAUUAUACUGAAGUGUUAGGAUUUGUAAUUGUUAUUUUUGGCCUAAGUUCACCGACAGCACAAAAGGCCGUUUUUUCCAAAAACAACUCUCUACUUCGAAAAUUGAAUGUAAAAGUUCUUAGUAAUCAUUUGUUUUAAGAAAACUGAUGUUGUCGGUGAACUUGGGCGUAAGCGUGCUACAUGUUUACCCUAGUCUUACUAAACUAUGUGAUAUGACGGACAUCUAAAGCCUAUAAUAAUUUAAUUUUCAUUUAUUUUAUUGAUUGUGCCUUCUUUUGCACGGAGUCAUAGUUAUGAAGACAAAGAUUUAUGCCCUUAUAUUUACGACAUCAACACUACCGUUAGGUUGCAAGCGACAAGCAGUGUCUCAGAUAUUUUUGUAAGACUUUUCUUGUCACCAUUAUGUGAGAUAUAUUCGAAGCUAUGCCUCAUAUCGCCUCCAAUCCAUGUGAUGAGUCUGGCACAACAAUAAAUAAGGAAAAGCUUUAAAAAAUGUUAGUUUGACAAACCAACGGACACAGGGUCGAUUCCCCUUUUGCAUACAUUUUGUAUGAAACUUGUUCAAAAGAGGAUUCAGUGUUUCAUCGGCCGUUAAAUUAACUGCUGAAUGUUUUUCAGUUACAUGAAAUAACAGCUUCGUUCAUAUUUAACUGAUCAUUGCAAUAUUUUUACUUUAUUGACAAAUUGUAUAUUUUUAUAAACCUAGUUUAUACGGCAUUUAUGUACUACAUAUAUAUUAAGUUUAGCAUCUUAUCCCCAUAUGAGUGUUAAAUACUUUAAUUAUUAUAGAGUAGUGAGUCUGUCAGACUCUGGUAAGUGUAAUGACAAAGGUAGGAAUAAACUCCUUUGAUUAGGAAGCAGAUACCAUUAUAAUGAUAUCAGUCAUCAGUCUAAAUGACUGAAGUCAUUAUAAUGUUAUCGAAGCUAUCACGAUUCUUAUAUGAUAAGUGGUACGAAGCGUUGCAUUUAAUUAUGGCGAUAACCGAACCAUUUUUCAACAACCAAUUGUCAAAUCAGCGAUUUGACCAAUAGUUGGCAAUUCACGGUUACUGGUUAUCGUUAGUGGUGCAACUCAUCCUAGUGUAGGUCUCUUGUGCAAUCAGUAACUAAUUGUGUGAUUAUCCGAAUGAAAUAAAAGUAUUUUAUGCCCUUUUAAUUGAGAAUACAAAUUAAAUUCCCAGCAAUAAUGUGA